Caenorhabditis remanei is the source of this 1065-nucleotide messenger RNA. RefSeq lists its product as uncharacterized. The record is from RefSeq and is a predicted model, not a curated record. Gene Ontology annotation, molecular function: protein binding. Lineage: Eukaryota; Metazoa; Nematoda; Chromadorea; Rhabditida; Rhabditidae. The transcript has 5 exons. Bases 1 to 1065 code for a protein of 354 amino acids.
AUGUCGGAAUCUCCUGUCUUGGGUAUUUACGAGUCAACAUUUGCUCCAUCGGACAAAACUGAUGCGGUUGUGAUUGUCGGCGAGAAGAAACUACAUGUUAACAAAGCGCUUCUCUCCUAUCAUUCCGAUUACAUCAAGAUGCUUUUCAACAUUAGCUCCUCUGAAAAAUCUCCUCCCGAAAUUCUGAUUGAAGAUGUUAAUUUUGAGCACUUCGCCACAGUUUUGAGUCUCAUCCAAUGCAAUCCGAUCGAAAUCAACAAAUGUGACGUUGAGAAUCUCCUGGAACUCGCUGAACAAUUCGAACUUCCGCUCUCGAAAUUUCAGUUGGAACUUUAUCUCAUAGGUAGUGGCAUGAUGAAAACUGACAAAAUUCGACUAGCUGACAAGUUCGGGCUGAAUGAGCUAUUCAGUCAGUCACUGCCUACUUCAAGGGACGAUUAUAUGAAUCAGUAUACCACUUCAGUAGGUCAACAAUUGUCUCCGAAUUUUACUUUCUUCAAAACGUUAUCCAAGAAGACUACUGUGAGACUUUUCCAUCAGUUAGUCAAAAUCAAGCAAGGACAUUGUAUGGGUGCAACUAUUUAUAAACCGAAAAGCAUUUACGAGUCAACAUACGCUCAAUCGGAUAAAACUGAUGCGAUUCUGGUUGUCGAGGGAAGGAAGUUACAUGUUAAUAAAGCGGUUCUCUCCUACCAUUCCGACUACUUCAACACUCUGUUCAAUGGAGAUUUCAAAGAACAAACUACUCAUGAAAUUCAAAUGGAAUUCGACGAAAUGGAUCACAAACGCAACGCCGAGAAAAUUCUGGAACUUGCUGAUCGAUUCCUUCUUCUUCCAUCUGUGAAACGUACUCUUGAACAAUUCAUCAUUUCCUCUGCAAUCGGUUAUUUUAUGAAGUUUCGAAUCGCUGACAAGUACAAUCUGGAGGAGCUCCUGACAAAACAAAUGGAAUAUUAUUUCCAUAAUUUCCACAUUUGUAAUGGGCUGAUUGCUUUUCCGUUUUAUGAAAAUAUGUCCGAUGACACGAAAGUUAAACUUUUUAAUCACAUGUUGAAAUAUGCUUGA